AUGAGCACUUCAGCAGGAUCGCGCGGUACAUCUCCCAGUCAGCCAAAACGCUCUAAAUUUUCGAUCGAAGUAAGGACGGUGAAACCAUUCCCUAAGAAGGAGAUUGAAGUCGCAGUCGAUGAAGCUAUUAAGGUGGCAGAAGUAGCGAGAAGAACUGCUGAUAUAGCUCCUUGGCUAGGAAUUCUCAAAGCGACCAUGGGUACAUUGAUUACGGCCUUGGAGGAUGUUCGG
Acaulospora colombiana is the source of this 231-nucleotide messenger RNA. NCBI's taxonomy places the organism in Eukaryota, Fungi, Glomeromycota, Glomeromycetes, Diversisporales, Acaulosporaceae. The record is from the annotation of a GenBank genome assembly.